GCAUAUAUAUAUCUAUGUUCUUCGGUUCUGUGAGCGCCAUGAGUGUAUGUGUGUGUCUAUAUAACCAUCUAUCUAAGUUCUUCUUCGACUGGUGAUCACUUUUUACAGUGGGAUUUACAAGCAGUUGAAUUUGGAGCGGCCCCUCAUCCGUCCUUGUGAUCACUACUUUUACACAGGGAUUUACAAGCGGCUGAAUUUGGAACAGCCACUCAUCCUUCCUUUUGAGCAACAUGGAAACAAACAUUUUUCCCCUCGAACCUCUUACAAAUGAUAAUUAUGAGGAUUGGAGUGUCAAGAUGAAAAAUAAUCUGUUGGCUCAAGGUCUUUGGGACAUUGUUGAGAUAGGCUUGGAAACCCCCAAACCAGAUGAUCAUGUGGUUGAAUAUGAGGCUCGGAGAAAGAUGAAUGAUGCGGCUUUACGUGCAAUCCAAAGAUCAUGCAGGAAGGACAUACUAGAUCAGAUCAAUAACAUUUGUUUUGCAAAAAUUGCUUGGGAAACGUUGGAUAAAAUGUUCAUGGAAAAUAAUGGAAAGGGCAAGCAAAUGCAAAUUGAAGCUCAUCAGAUAAUUGAUGAAGGAAGCUCUUCACACAACCCAGGGCAAGAGAUGGAGGAUGAUUAUGCGGCCUUAGUCAAGGCUGUGCAAAGUAGUGAUUGGGAAACUGCAAGAGAUUUCCUCAAGCUCCACCCUGCUGCAUCGACAGCAAGAAUUACAUUGACGGGUGGAACGGUUCUUCACGCUGCUGUUGAAGCUGAACAGGAAUGUAUAGUGGAGGAGUUGGUCAAUAUGAUUUCGGAACAUGAUUUGGCAAUGAAAGAUAAAGGAGGCUCUACAGCUCUACAUGAGGCAAGUAAUAGUGGGAAUCACCGGAUGGCAAAGUGCCUGAUUACAAAGAACAAGAGCUUGGUCAGCGUUAGAUAUAUUAAUGGACAACUUCCAGUUACUAUAGCCAUUGGCUUUGGGCAUAAAGAAUUGGCUCGCUAUCUCUAUUCUCAAACUCCGUUCCAAGAUCUGGAGGUGGAAGAUCGAGCUGGCCGCUGUGCGGGUGCUAGACUUCUCAACGGCUCUAUCUAUAAAAGAGAUUUAGAUAUGGCUUUGGAUUUAAUGGAGCGUUGUCCUCGUUUGGCUUUUGCCUUGGAUGGACGACUUAACUCCCCUUUGAGAGUACUGGCUAUUUCGGCUGAAGCAUUCGAGAGUGAAAAUCGGCUCGUGUUUUGGAAACAAUGGAUCUAUAAUCACUGUAUACACAACAUUUCAUUAGCUCAUGCUGCCGAUCAAUUCCGAUUGAACAUUCAAAAUUAUCAAGAAAAAACUAUCGAAUCAGGGGAAGGUAUACAUGAUAAUGACAUAAUCUCAAGUGUUGGUGCUACCGAUCAAGUCCGUUUAAACAUUAAGCAAAAUAAUGAUCUAGAAAAAACUAUUCGACCAGGAUUCAGGCGUUUAUAUAAAAUGAAGUUGGUACGAGCUCAAUUCCAACAACUUCUGUCUCUCAUGUGUGAAGCAAUACCAACUAUUACAAAUCCAGAAAGGCGAUAUAGUAUUAUUAUGCCACUAAUCAAACUUGCUAUCAGUAGAGGGAACUUCGAAUUUGUUUAUCAGAUACUCAAAACAAAUUCUAGUUUUCAGUGGAUCUGUGAUGCUACUGAAGGAAGGCACGUGUUCCAUUGGGCCGUUGUGCAUCGUCAACAUAGGAUCUUUAGCCUGCUAUACCACUUGAAAAGGAAGAAUUAUGUACUGUACACACUAGAUAAGUCCAAGAAUACCAUGUUGCAUCUGGCAGGGAUGUUACCAAAAUAUUCUCCUAUCGAUCACAUAAGAGGUGCAGCUUUGCAAAUGCAAAGAGAAGUUCAAUGGUUUAAGGAGGUGGAACACAUUAGCCCUCCCAAUCAUAAGGACUAUUUAAACAAAGACGGUUUGACUCCCAACCAAUUGUUUAUGACACAACACCAAAAUUUGAGAAAAGAGGGAGAAAAAUGGAUGAAGGGCACUGCAACUUCUUGUACUGUGGUUGGUGCUCUCAUCAUUACCAUUAUGUUCACGGCAGCAUUUACCACUCCCGGUGGUAACAACCAAGAUACUGGCUUGCCAAUCCUCGUGCAUGACAAACUAUUUAAACUCUUUAUAGUAACUGAUUCUCUGUCGCUAUUUUCUUCCACGACUUCGGUAUUAAUGUUUUUGGGAAUCCUCACAUCACGUUAUGCAGAUGAAGACUUUCUUAGAUCCUUGCCCAGAAAGAUGAUUAUAGGCCUUUUCGCUCUCUUCUUCUCUAUUGCAACCAUGAUGAUAGCAUUUUCUGCUGCUCUUUUGCUUAUGUUACAUGGAAAAUAUUGGAUCAUCGUUCCUAUCAUUGGGUUGGCUGGUAUUCCAAUUAUUCUAUUUGUAUUGAUGCAAUCUCGCCUUCUUAUUGACAUGCUUGUUUCAACCUAUGGAUCAGGCAUCUUUGAUAGGAAAAUGAAGCCUAGGUUUUGAAUUUUUACCUUAAUUGUUAUAAUGUUGUAUUGAUAUAUGGCAAAGUAAGCAAAAUUUAUGACUAUUUUUUAUUGGGACAAA
Molecule: messenger RNA, 2549 nt
Organism: Carya illinoinensis
Lineage: Eukaryota; Viridiplantae; Streptophyta; Magnoliopsida; Fagales; Juglandaceae
Exons: 9
Coding region: 231-2468 (745 amino acids)
Molecular function (GO): protein binding
Source: RefSeq, a predicted model, not a curated record